UUUCACUUUGUGAACAGUCGACGAGAAUUUUGAGCUGACUGUUGUCUCUGAAGUCUGAAGCAUCAAUUUUCUAGCAUAUCGUCAUGGCGUCUACAAAAGUGGUAAAUAUUCCAAAGGGGGGGUUUUCUUUUGAAAAUUGUCAAAGGAACAAUUUCAUGGCGAACCAAGGCUUUCCAGCACCCAAAGCUGUCAAAACUGGAACAACAAUUGCUGGAUUUAUAUUUAAGGAUGGAGUUAUUCUUGGUGCCGACACAAGAGCUACAGAGGGAAAUAUCGUCGCAGACAAAAACUGCUUCAAAUUGCACUACAUGGCACCAAACAUUUAUUGUGCUGGAGCUGGCACUGCUGCUGAUCUGGAAAUGACUACACUGCAGAUGUCAUCUCAGUUGGAGCUUCACAGGCUGAAUACAGGACGUCAGGUUAAGGUGGCGACAGCCACUCGCCUGCUCAAGCAAAUGCUAUUUCGUUACCAGGGUCACAUUGGAGCUGCCUUGGUCCUUGGUGGCAUUGACAGCACAGGACCCCAUGUCUGUUGUAUUUACCCACAUGGUUCAACAGAUUCUCUGCCUUUUGUUGCCAUGGGUUCUGGUUCGUUGGCUGCCAUGGCUUUCUUGGAAGCUGGAUGGAAGCCAGACAUGGAAUUGGCAGAUGCCAAAGUACUCAUGAGGAAUGCUAUCUGCGGUGGUAUCUUCAAUGAUUUAAUGUCUGGUAGCCACGUCGAUUUGUGCGUCAUCACUCGCGAAAAGGCUGAAAUGAUCCGACCGUUCGAAGUGGCCAACGUUAAAGGUGAACGUCAAGGCUCCUACCGCUAUCCUCGUGGCUGCACGGCAACUCUCUCAACUCGGGUCAUUCCCAUCGAGAUCGAAUCAACUGUCGUACGUCCUGUUGCUGAAGAGAGCAUGGAUACGGCUUGAAAAUUACCCAUUGCUUAAUCCUUUUUUUUUCGUUUGGAACAAAAAGAAAUAAAAAGACCCGGACAUCCCA
Messenger RNA from Daphnia carinata, 984 nucleotides. RefSeq names its product proteasome subunit beta type-7-like (gene Prosbeta2). Lineage: Eukaryota; Metazoa; Arthropoda; Branchiopoda; Diplostraca; Daphniidae. Gene Ontology annotation, cellular component: proteasome core complex. Gene Ontology annotation, molecular function: threonine-type endopeptidase activity. The coding region runs from base 84 to 914 and encodes 276 amino acids. The record is from RefSeq and is a predicted model, not a curated record. The transcript is spliced from 4 exons.